UCCAAGCGGCCGCCGAGCUGCUCCUAUCCCGGGCCGCGGGGAGGGUCGGUCCUUUUGCUGGGUCGCUCGCUCGCUCGUUCACCGGGCUGAUGGCGGCGGGGACAUCUUCCUGUUGCCGGGGCGGGCUGCAGCCGCUCAAGGCCACCGUCCCCUUCCAGCUGCAGCACCGGCGGAACGGAGAUGGGGGGCGGGCAGCUAGUGUUCCAUGUGCGACCGGCCAAGUCGAGAAGGCCUGCCGGAACAGGCCUCCCAGAGUGCGGCGCACUUCUUCUCUAGAUACCAUCCUGGGAUCGUACCUCUUGGGUCAGUGGCCUCGAGAUGCCGAAGGAGCUGCCGCAGCGCAUAUGAGUGACAAAUCUACCCAGACUCCCGUAUCCUGGCAUGAAACAGAGGCAGGGAAAGCUCCAGUCCAUAAGCGUUCUGCCUCGUGGAGUAGCAUGGAUCAUCGCAGAGAGAUUGCAAAACUGAAGCAGCAGCUCCAGCGAACGAAGCUCACAGCCUGGGGCGGCAAAGACAAAGACCGGAGCUCCCCCGUUCAGGGGGAUCAUGGCGUGCUCCCGUCGGCCAAGGCUUCCCCGCCUGCACCUUCCCCAGUCUCGGCCACCGUGUCGAUCAGCCCCUGUUUGCAGAACAGCUUCGACGGUAUCAACCGGGAAUUGGAAGAGGUGUUUGUAAAGGAGCAAGGAGAGGAGGAGCUCCUCAGAAUCCUGGACAUCCCAGACGGCCACAGGGCCCCGCCCCCUCUCCAGAGAGGGCCCCGAGAGUCCUUGCUCCUCCAGCUGGAGCACAGCAGCUGCAGCAGCAGCCUCUCUCUUUCUCCGUCCCCUUCAGCUGCAGUCGGGCGGUCACUGCAAACUCCUGCUCGAGCUGUGACGGAAGAACUUACCCCUGGAGUGUUAGAAAAUCCGGGUCUGGAAGCCAAGGGAAAAGAAAAUGGCAACACUUCUCCAGUCCUUGCUUUCGCCCUGUCUCCUCGUCCCAACCACACAUAUGUGUUCAAGCGGGAACCUCCGGAGGGCUGUGAAAAAAUCCGUGCUUUUGAGGAAGUGGCGCCACUGAGCCCCGAUCAGCCUUUCCUGCCCUCCUGCCCAGAUAAGAACAAAGUCCACUUCAACCCGACUGGUUCUGCCUUUUGCCGGUUCAGCCUGGUGAAACCUCUUAACCCCAACGUAGACUUCCUGUUCAGAGACUUCUCUUCCUCUCCCAGCCCCAUGCCGCCGGGCACGUUCUCCUCCUGCCCACCCACUUCCGCCCUUCCCGUCCUCGGUUUGCGGAAAGACUCGACAGGAGACAACUUCAGCGAGAGCCCCAAAUCACCUCCGCUGAACUUGGAGUCCUGGAAGCGGCACCAGGCGGAAGAUGCCGUCCUCUUCCACAGCUCCCUGAUUGUGUGAAGCUGAGAGGGAGGGGUAGAGUCAAAAUAAACCCAUGGUCCCCUCCAUGGCCUGAGAAGAAGAGUGCCUUGGAACUGGGGAAAGGAGCACACCCAGGACACAAGUGCUCUCAGCAACAGCCUUAAUGUGUAGAUUGCCUCUGGACUCUUUGCAGCCACAGUAGGUUUUCCCUUUGACUCUGGUACUUCAAGCACUUCCUUUUCCUAUGGGUUCAUGUCAAUGUCCUCCUGCUAUUGCAAUGUCCAAAGAGCACCUAAUAUUCUGAUGGAAUACGCACACUAUUAGCCACCAGAUUUUUGUGUCUGUUUGCUUGCUGGGUUAGGCAGGAGCUCAUUUAUAGUUUUUUGUUUUAAUCUUAAGGAUGUCUCUCAGGCUUCCCUCAGAAUAGGGAGGAUGAAAGGGUUUACAUGUAGCCAGAGGAGCUGGUGUACACUGGUUCAGCAGAUGACUGCUGGGCAAAAGUUGAGCAGGGCAAUCUGUUUCCAGGGGUGCCAAGUCUAUAAUCUGUGUUUUAAGAUUCCUUUUGUAUCCUGCCCUGCACGCUAUGGGACUUGCAUCACUGGAACACAAUCAAUCCAAUGCUUGAAGCAUUUUCCCUUCAAAUGAUCAUGCCAUAACAGGUAGUUGAAUAAUCAGAUAUUCAACUUGAGUGCCUUUUUGAGGUAGAGAUCUUGAAAUAGGUUCCUCUACCUUAUGAAGAACAAGUGAGUGUGUCUUUUCCUGCAUUAUUUCCAGGUGGACCUCCUGCAAUUAGUCCUUGCAAGAGUUCUGGAAAUGCAGAAUGAAUCCCAAGCUGGAACAAUGGCUAAGGUUUUCUGGUGGAAUGCAGCUGUUAGUGAAAUUACUUCGUUUUUUAUUAUAAUAAAUUGGCCAGUCCAACAACGUCCGACACUACUAUUUUAGCCAAUGAAUUUGGGGAGUUUUAGCUUUAACCCCACUUCUAGCACACAGAACACUCCAAAGAUCCCAGGUCCACUUACACUUACGUCUUGUGCCACCCCCACCCCACAACUGAAAGGCCUUAAACCUGGUGAUGCCUUGAUUGCAAAGUGUAUUGGAAAUGAAAGUGACCAUUUUGGGGUCAUGUUAAACCUCUGGAUUGUAUUGGAAGGGUUUUCUUGAGCCCAAGAUAGAAACUAUAUUUUCUUUUGAAGACAGUAUUUUUGCAGCUACUUUUGAAGUUUUGUAAAUUUUAAUGUAUGUAUCACAAAAGCUUAAUGGAAGAAUGUUAGCCUCAGAGGUUCAUUGCCUUGUCUUGAGUUGAGAGAUUUUUGCAGAUCUUGGUGUUUAAACCAAUUUAAAAAAAUAAAAUAAAAAAUUGGGCCACUGAA
Elgaria multicarinata webbii is the source of this 2725-nucleotide messenger RNA. RefSeq names its product family with sequence similarity 117 member A (gene FAM117A). Lineage: Eukaryota; Metazoa; Chordata; Lepidosauria; Squamata; Anguidae. The transcript has 8 exons. Bases 90 to 1394 code for a protein of 434 amino acids. The record is from RefSeq and is a predicted model, not a curated record.